AUCAAGCAGAGGAAGAGGAGCUGCCACAUCUCAGCCGACUUUUAUGUUUAUAAAAAUAUACAAAUGUACAAAGCAGUUUGGACAUAGUUUUGAGACUUAGCUGAGAUCUGUGCGCCGUGGGCGAUCCAGUGGAUCAGCAUAUAAGGCUUUGCAGGGCUGAAAGAACUCACAACUUUGAACCAUGUUUGAAUUGAUAGAUCUGGGUGGAUCAAAACACAAGAUGUAGACGCAGAAGAAAAGUCAAGGCUAGGACACCUGUGGCAAGAUUAUGACAUGCAGAUUAAGAGGCCGUGUUUCCACUGAUGAGAGAGCUAGUGCACUGCAGACUGAUGACUUUCAGCCACAACCCACUGGCCCUCUAUCUCCAUCAUUUGACGUUCCUCCCACACUGAGAGAUAGUGAGUGUUACCAUGUCUUCAUUAGCUACAGCAGCACUGACUACCAGUGGACCCACUCCCUCAUCGAGCAGCUGGAGUCCUGCAGCCUGCAGGUCUGCUACCAUGAGCGUGACUUCACUCCAGGCCGCACCGUGUUGGAGAACAUGUCCGACUGCAUCCAGGAGAGCCAGAAGGUCCUGCUGGUUCUCAGUCCAGAGUUUGUGAGGAGCCGCUGGUGUCUCCUGGAGGCCAACAUGUCUCUGUUCAGAGACUGCCUGGAGAGGAAGCCUAUCGUCCCAGUGUUGCUGGAGCCUGGAGUCUCUAUUCCUCUACACCUUUGCCACCUCACCUACCUGGAGGCCAGCGACCCUGAAUUUAAGAGCAAGCUGUUCAAGGUGCUCUGCACCCCCAAUCAGCAACUGCAGGGCUCCACCGUGGUUCCCUUCCAGCCUCCCUCUAUCUACAAUGGGAAGGCCCUGCAGCCUUUGACAGCUGUAAAUGAUGAGGGACUCCACACAUGGGAUUCAGGUCAGUUCAGUGACAUGGAGGUGCCAGACCAACUGCGCCUGAUCAUUGAGGAUCACAACAAGUACAGAGAGGCUGUGAGGAUCCUCAACAGUGUCUCUGAAAAAGUUUGGCAUCGACCAGUCUGGGUCAGAGCUCUAUUAUACUUCAGUGGUGUCAUUUUUUUUUUACUUAUGGUGGCAGGUACAUUACCUCUAAUAGUUCUAAUGUUUCUAUCUGGUUACGCCUGCUGCCUUGCUAAAAGGCACUUUCCCUUUCCUAAAGCCAGCUCCACUGGUCACCUGGAGGGAGGAGUGUGUUUCUGUCACUACAGCAGCACUGACUACCAUUGGACCCACUCCCUCAUCGAGCAGCUGGAGUCCUGCGGCCUGCAGGUCUGCUACCAUGAGCGUAACUUCUCUCCAGGCCGCACCGUGUUGGAGAACAUGUCAAACUGCAUCCAGGAGAGCCAGAAGGUCCUGCUGGUUCUCAGUCCAGAGUUGUGA
Notolabrus celidotus (New Zealand spotty) is the source of this 1387-nucleotide messenger RNA. RefSeq lists its product as uncharacterized. Lineage: Eukaryota; Metazoa; Chordata; Actinopteri; Labriformes; Labridae. Gene Ontology annotation, cellular component: membrane. The record is from RefSeq and is a predicted model, not a curated record. Gene Ontology annotation, biological process: toll-like receptor signaling pathway; immune response; inflammatory response. Bases 269 to 1387 code for a protein of 372 amino acids. Gene Ontology annotation, molecular function: transmembrane signaling receptor activity. The transcript has 4 exons.